AUGGUUUUGAGCGAAGUGACGGGAUCAGGGAAGGUGGCGGAGUCUUCCUUAGAAGCCAAGGGUUCGGCUUCCAUCGAGGAUUCUAGCCGAAUUGGCGGUGCUGCGGCGGUAGAAUCUGGCACAACAGCGGCCGUCGGUGCGGGGCAAGCGGGUGCAGCGCAAUCGGCGGGGUCGUCAACUGAAGCUGGCGCCCCCGAGACUGGGCGUCAAGAGGCGGCGCUUGGGCCGAGCGCCGCAGGGGAGCCGGGGAAGAUUGCGGGAACCGUAGAGGAAGGAAGAGAGGAGCGCCCCGCAGCGGGCGCAACGGCGACGGUAGAUGCUGCUGCAGCGAAACCCAGUCAAGCGGGGUCGUUCCUCGACGAUGAUGACGUGGACUCCGCGCGUCCAGUGCGCGUGAUCCCCCCCGGGCUAGACGCGUACAAGCGGGAGUAUUUCAACAAGCAGAGGGCCGCGGAAGGAAACGAACCCCCCGCGGGGGUGAUCCCCGCGGGAGUGCCCAUCCCCCCUUCAGGAGUAGCGUACGCUGGCGCAGUGCCAGGCGCAGCCGGCGGAGCAGCUGGCGGAGCUUCCGCCAGUGUACCCGCGGAUGCGGUCGCCCUCGCGGGGGGCGCGGUCCCUGCGCCUGGCGCUGGUUUCCCGCCCAUGGGAGGAGGGCAGAUAGUAGGCGGUGCAAUGGGAGGGGCGCAGAUUGGGGAAGCGGUUGAUAUAGGGGGAAUUGGCGGAGGAAUGGGGGGGACGGGCACGGAUAAGAGCCGGUACAACUAUGCCUCCGCGAAUCACGGCGCCAAGAUAGUGGACUGUAGCAGCGAGGCGAAACGACCGCAGGCCGUUUUAGACGAAGAUAAGGACAAGUACUUACGCAUCCCGUGUAGUGUAGCAAACAAAUUCCUCGUUAUAGAGCUCUCCGAGUUCCUAGCGCGGAUAGAAACGAUAGUCCUCGCGAAUUACGAGUUCUACGCGUCUUCUACUAAAGACUUCGAAGUCUGGGCGAGCAGAAAUUACCCCUCGGACCGCUGGCACUUUCUGGGAAACUUCUCAGCGCAGAGCGUGCGAACGCCCCAGGCGUUCGAGGUGACGGGCAGCGGAGAUCUCGGGGAUUCAGUGCGGUACGUAAUGGUGCGGCAGCUGUCGCACCACGGGGCGGAAUUCUUCUGCACGCUGAGUCUGGUGCGAGUGCACGGGGUGAACGAGCUGGACGGGCUCAGGGAGGAGAUGGAAGCGAUGACGAGGAUGAUGGGGGCGGGUAGACAGGCUGUGCCUGCUGCUCCUCCGGGCAGACCGGGUGUUGCUGCUGCUGCUGCUGCUGCUGCUGCUCCAACGCUGCCGGUGGGUUCUCAGGCGGUUAUUGCUCCAGUUGUUACCACUCCUCAAGUAGUUACUAUUCCUCAAGUGGUUACCACUCCUGAAAUGGCUACCACUCCUCCAGCAUUUUCCACUCCACAAGUGGUAACCAUUUCCCAAGUGGCGACAGUGGGGUCUGUGGGCUUAGAUGGUUCAAUGGGUUCAGAGGGUUCCAGAGCGACAGCAGCUGCUUCAAGCAACACAGGGGCGAAUACGGAGGCUGGGAGCACAGGAGGUGGCGUGGAGGACAAUGGGAGUCCCCCACCUGCCCCUGGCGCCAUCCCGCAACCACCAGUUUCUGGCUCAGCCCCUAACUCAGCUCUUCCGGAGACUCCUUCCGGAAAGGCGGAGGAGGAAUUGGGUGGGAGCAGAAGAACGGGGGCAGAGAGAGGAGGGGUUGGGCACGGGGGUGGGGAGCAGCGUGAGGUGGAGGCUGGUGAGGGGCAUGGAAGGGUGCAGGAGCGGGGUUCUGAAAGGGAGGCUUGCACUGAGGGCAGCAGGGAGAGGAGCAGUGAAGUGAGCUGGGUGGAAGCCGAGGGGAGGGACGAGAUGGGGAGGGACGAGGAGAAGGUGUUGAUAAAGGCAGCGGAUGGCGACGGGAAAGCUGAAGCGGCUGGGGAGGAGGGGAGGGCGGAGGGAAGGCAUGGGGUGGGCAGGUUGGGAGAGCGAGAGAGUGAGAAGCUGGGUGAUAGAGGAGGUGGUGCAGAGAGACCAUGUGCAUCAGAAAAGGGAGCAGCAGCAAGUGCAGAUGCUGCUGCCGGGUCGUGUAGUGUUGGGGUAAGUGCUGCUCAUAUGGGAGGUGCCUCUGGUUCUGUUGUCCAGCCUACCGGUGCUGACGGUAGCGCUGAUGCAAGUGCUGAUGCGGGCGCCGAGGCAAAUGGUGUGGGAGGUGGUAUGGGCGGAGCAGAAAGUGUGGCAGUACUUGGUGGGGGAAAAGCAGGGGAGGCUGCGGAAGUAGCACCUGAUGGGGUUUCAGAGCUGGUGAGAAGUGAGGGCAAUGCUAAACAUGUGGCAGGGGAGAAGCAGGAGAAUGUGGGGGAUGUUGGAGGGGGAGUGAGGGAGGAAGUGGACGAGGGUAUGGAGGCUCGGGUUGGGGGAGGCGAGUUCAAAGCAUCUGUUGGGGAAGGCAGAGGCGCGCUUUUUAUUGGUUUGGUUAAGGGAGUAGAGAAGGCAGAGGCAGAGGCAGCAACACCGGUUCAUACAGGGGCAGAGGCAGGGGCAGAUGCAGCGGGAGAGUUUAAGGUGGAGACAGCGGAAGAGGCAGAUCCCAACAUUGCGUCUGCUGGAGGGAGCUCCCAACAAGGUGGAGGCAGCUCUGUUUCUGCUCCCAAAGAUGCUCCCAAAGAGCCACAAGGUCAAGCGGGCGAUGGUGAUGCGGUAGGCGCCAAGGCAGGUGCUGGAUCGGGGUCAACUAGUCGGUUUGGUGUCCCCCCCGCUGCUCCCUCCAUGCCAUCCUCUCCCACACCCUCACACCAGGGCUCUACCCCAGGGACUGGUUCAUCGCUGGGAGAAGGAGGCUUGGAUGAUAUGGAAAGUUCGGGAAAAAAGGCAGGUGCAGAUGGGGAGGCAGGGGCACGUGUUAGGGAUGCAGGAGAUGCUAGGAUGGAUGGGGAGGUUGGAGGGGAGGAGGAGCGAGUGAACAGCAUUGUUGUGGAGGCUGGAGGGGGGAGCAGACUGGUAGCUGCUCCUUCAGGUGGUUUGUCAGGUGGUUUAUCAGACAAGGAAGAGAGCAUCCAGGUGAAACCAGCAGUGACAGGUGUGGUGCAGGGGUCACCGUCGGCAGCAGCAGGUGGUCAGCAGAAAGGGUUAUCUGAUCCGGGCGGCAAUAAAAUCCAAGAAACUCGGGAAGCGAGAUCUACGGCAGUCAAUGAGAGUCGCACAGAAGAUAGCAGUGCAGCAGGCAACAGGAACAAAGUAACGAAUGGUGGAAAGCCCACUAACGAGGAUGGUACCUCGUUGCAACCAAACACCGCAGCCAGCAUUGCAGUAGGCAAUAACGGAGCCCUCAUUAGUGGAGCUCAGGUGGUCACGAGUACCAGCACCAGUACCACCCCCUUCAGCAUCAGCAGCAGCGGCAGCAGUUUCGCCGGCGCUGCCAGCAACCUGUACGGGCUCAAGUCGCUGAUGCACAUGGUGAGGCAGUGGGAGGACAAGCAGGCAGUGCUGGAGCAGUAUGUUGAGGACAUGGCUGCCUCGUAUGCGGCUAAUCUCGCUUCUACCGAUGCUGAGCUGCUGUCGCUGCGAACGCGAUUGCGGAAUGCAACGGUUGCCAUUGCAGGACUGCAGGCGCAGCUGCAGAAUGCGGAGCAUCGGCAUGAAAAAGAGCUGGAGGAAAUUCGUAAGGAUGUUUCGGCACAAGUUGAGAGCCUUCAACAGAGCAUCAUUAGUGCCAGAGGGGUCUCUUCAGAACUAUCAAGAAGAUUCGAAGAAGUGCUUUGGCUGGCUGUAUUAGUUGCCACAGUAGUGGGCGUCUUGGGCUUUGUCCUAGGCCCCUUGAAGUAUUCGCGCCAAAUCAGCUGGGCAUAUGCCAUCGCCAACGCUGUCACAGCGACACUCGCCCCGUCAAACCCGCGGAGCACUGUCAGUCGAACCGGCGACGAUAACUGCGACGGAGCGAAGAUACAAAACGCGAAGUACCCCAAAGACGAUAAGAGCAUUCCAUUAGGUCUCCGGACCGACUUCGGUUAUAAGCGCGACUUCGAGAAGCAUUAUAAGACCGGGAAGGAGCUGGGACACGGGCAAUUCGGGACGACUUAUGAGUCGAUACAACUAGCGACGGAUAAUCGCGUGGCGGUCAAGGCGAUUCAAAAGAAAUCGAUGAAGCAGCCAAUAGCGGUUGAGGACGUGGAGAGGGAGGUGAAGAUCCUGCAGCUGCUGUCGGGCCAUCCCAACGUGGUUCAGUUUAUCGACGUGUUUGAGGACACGGAGCUCGUGUACAUUGUCAUGGAGUUGUGUGAAGGAGGAGAACUGCUUGACAGGAUUUUGGGCAAGAAGGACAACCGGUAUUCUGAAAAGGACGCGGCGAGCGUGAUGAGGCAGAUGCUCAACGUGGUGGCGCGCUGCCACCUCAACGGUGUUGUGCACCGCGACCUCAAGCCCGAGAACUUUCUGUUCGCCAACAAGACGGAAGAAUCCCCUCUCAAGGCCACCGACUUUGGCCUCUCGGACUUCAGAAAGCCAGGCAAGCACUUCACGGACGUGGUGGGCAGCGCCUACUACGUGGCCCCCGAGGUGCUCAAGAGGCGGUCAGGGCCGGAGAGUGACGUGUGGAGCAUUGGCGUGAUCACCUAUAUCCUGCUAUCGGGCAGACGACCGUUCUGGGAUAAAACGGAGGCAGGAAUUUUCAAUGAGGUGCUGAAGAAGAAACCGGAUUUCAGGGAGAAGCCAUGGUCGCAGAUCUCAGCGAGCGCCAAGGACUUUGUCAAGAAGCUGCUCAAGAAGGACCCUCGCGCCCGCCCCACCGCUGCGCAAGCCCUGUCACACCCGUGGGUGAAGGAGGGCGGCAACGCGUCGUCUAUUCCGCUGGACAUAGCAGUGCUGUCCAACAUGCGCGAGUUCGUCAAGUACUCGCGGCUCAAGCAGAUGGCGCUCAAGGCACUAGCGACCACUCUGGAGAGUGCAGAGGUGCAGCAGCUGAGGGACCAGUUCAAUGCGAUGGACAUCAAUGGGGACGGCACCAUCACAAUCGAUGAGAUCCGACACGCACUCAACAAGGACCUACCGUACGAAGUGAAGGAGACCAAAGUGGUGCAGAUCUUGCAAGCUAUGGACACUAACUGCGACGGCAUUAUUGACUUUGACGAGUUCGUAGCGGCCACGCUGCACGUGCAGCAGCUGGAGGAGGCUGACUCGGCCAAGUGGGAGGAGCGGUCUCGGGCGGCGUUCAACCACUUUGACACGGAUGGAGAUGGCUACAUCGAUGCAGAGGAGCUGAGAGUGGCAGCGCAAGUGAAGGGGUCGCUGGGCCGAUUGAUAGAUGAGGGGGACGUGGAUGGGGACGGGCGAAUCAGCUUGCCCGACUUGUGCAUAUCCUCGUUCUCAUUGUUCGCGGGGAUGGAGGAGGACUGGGAGGAGGAGGAGGAGGAGGAGGUUGACGCAUCACAGGGAGACGCGUCGCAAGCGGAGGACGACAGGAUGUACAUUGGCAGUGUGCUCUUUAACAUCAAGGGUCUGCAGCAUUACCCGGGGACCGUGAACCCGCGAGAGAUGGUUCGGCUUAUUCGGGAGCCUGAUAACCCGCACGACCGCAAUGCUAUCCGCGUGGACAACAUCAGAGGGCAGCAGGUAGGCCACGUGGAGGCCAAAAUGGCGUGCCACCUGGCGCCACUUGUCGACGCGGGAUUGGUCGCAAUCGAAGGUCUGGUGACACGUGGAACGAGGAACAUUUACCAAAUGCCGUGCCACAUGUGCUUGUUCUGUUCCCCUGAAUCUGCUCCUGAGGUCGCAUCUCGCUUGCAGUCUGCUAGAAUACGACUGGUAGAAACCAACAGCCUCCCUGGUUCAGACAAUUUCGGGGAAGCUUCCCCCUCUGGUUCGUUACAGUCCUCCUCGUUACAGGCUGCUUCGGCUGCUGCGUCAGUGGCUGCUGCAUUGGCAGCGCGUAGAGCCGCGAUGAGCCAAGCAGAACAGGACAAGGCAGUCCUAUCCAUGUUCGAUGACCUGGCAUGCCAGGUGGAAGCAGAUCGGCCCACCGCGGACCCUCCCUGCCACGUCAUCAGGUCGUCCCUCCUGCCACAUCAGCAGCGGGCGCUGGCGUGGAUGAUCAAGAGGGAAAGCGCGAGGAAGCUUCCGCCGUUCUGGAAAGCGGGGGCCUUAGACUCAGGCAGCAGCAGCAAAGGGAAGAGAGGAGGGAGAGGAGGAGGAGGGAGGGGUGAAGGAGGGAGGGGGAGAGGGAGACAGGGCAGGGGAGAGCGGGGAAGAGGGAGAGGAGCACAGGGAGACGGUGGAGGGGGAGCGGGAGGGGUGGAGGGCGAUGAGGAGGAUGGAGAUGAUGGGGGGGAGGGCGGGGGGCGAGUGUUCACCAACAUCUUAACCAACUUCACGACAGAGGAGAGACCCAAGGCGCUGAGGGGAGGCAUUUUGGCCGACGACAUGGGUCUGGGGAAAACACUCUCCCUGCUCUCCCUUGUCGCCUCCACCACUGCUGCUGCUGCCACUGGUGAAACGCAAACACUUGGCAGUGGCACCACCUCCCCUGCUGUUGGUGCUGCUGGUGCUGGUAGUGGGGUGCAAGGGAAGCAGCACCAAGCAGAGCAGAGCAGGGCGACGCUAGUGGUGUGCCCUCUGUCCGUUCUCUCCAACUGGACGGCGCAGCUAGCAGAGCAUGUGGCACCAGGCGCGCUGAGCUACUAUGUGUACCACGGGGCAGACCGCGUGAGGGACCCGAGCUUCCUCUCUGGCUUUGACCUCGUGAAAUGGAGGCGGGUGAUUCUGGACGAAGCGCACGUGAUCAAAUCCGUGAAGUCACGGGCAGCGCGGGCGUCGACAGCGCUACAGGCGGAGAGGCGGUGGGCAGUGACAGGGACUCCAGUGCAGAACCAGCUGGGGGAUCUCUUCUCGCUGCUCUGCUUCCUGCGCCUUGAUCCUCUUAAUGACCGUUCAAUUUGGACCCGCGCGAUCGAGCGGCCAAUGAGGGAGCGCCAGCACAUCGGGCUGGACAGAUUGAGGGCACUGGUGCUCACGACGGCUCUACGGCGCACCAAGGACAUGCAGGUGAAUGGUCGGCCGCUGCUGUCCCUCCCUCCCAAGACCGUGCGAGUGCUGCCAGUCGACCUGCUGCCAGAGGAUCGGGAUCUCUACGACCAAGUGCAGGAGGAGGUGCGGCGCCUUGUGGGUGGCAUGAUGGCUCAGGGCACGUUGAUGAAGAACUAUGCUACAGUGCUGGAGAUGAUCCUACGGCUCAGACAGAUCGCGGACCACAAGGGCCUCUGUCCACCGCACGUUCUCGAGGCCAUUGCUGCAUCUGCUGCUGCUGCAGAAGAGGCAGACAGAAACCAGGGAGGAAAAGCUGCAGUUCCUUUGGACCCCCUUCUGAGUCAGAAGCUUCAGGAACUUCUGGCAGCAGGAGCAGCAGACGAAGACUGUCCCAUCUGCCUCUCGCCUCCUGUUCUUCCCGUCAUCACUCCCUGCUCCCACAUCUUCUGCCGCCGCUGCAUUCGCCGGGUUCUCUCCAUCCAGAAGCAUGCCUGUCCCAUGUGCAGAGCACCAGUAGAUGAGGCUCAUCUAGUGGAAGCUCCACCUGAUGCUGCAGAAGGAGAGGGAAGUGGCGUUAAUGGGGAUCAUGCCAAGGGGAGCUUGAGGGAAGGGGUUGAGGGGAAUACAAGUGCCAAGAUUGAUGCGCUUAUUGCUGCUCUUUGUGAGCCUCUCCAGGUGCCGCCAGGGUACCAACCUCCAGAGGGUGGAGGUUCUAGUGCAGGGCCUGGUGCAAUGGAAGAGCGAGGUGAGAGGCAGUAUCAGCAGCAGAGGGUGAAGAGUGUUGUGUUUUCUCAGUUCACUCGGAUGCUGGAUUUGGUGUAUGAGAGGUUGCAGGCUGCUGGAUUCAAGUGCUGUAGAUUGGAUGGACGCACCAAGCUAAGUGUGAGGGAAAAAGCUAUUCAAGAGUUCAACCGAGUGGAUGACGAUUCUCCUACAGUCUUCCUUGUGGGGCUCAGAGCAGCAGGUGUCGGUUUGAACCUAACAGCUGCCUCUCGUGUGUUUUUACUUGAACCUUGGUGGAAUCCUGCUGUGGAGCAACAAGCGAUGGACCGAGUCCAUCGCAUUGGACAGGAAAAUCCGGUGGAUGUCGUGAGAAUGGUUGCUGUUGACAGCAUAGAAGAACGAAUGCUGGUGCUUCAGGAGAGAAAAAGGGCAAUUGCACGUGCUGCCUUUGAACGUAGGUCUGCUGAAGAUCAACAAUUACUUCGGAUGGAUGAUGUGCGUCUGUUGAUGGACAUGUAA
This is a messenger RNA of Closterium sp. Yama58-4, 8277 nucleotides long. The record is from the annotation of a GenBank genome assembly. NCBI's taxonomy places the organism in Eukaryota, Viridiplantae, Streptophyta, Zygnematophyceae, Desmidiales, Closteriaceae.